AUGGUCAAAGUCCUCAUCUCCCUCAGCUUGUUGGCCGAUGCCGUUAUGGCUGGCUCCAUCACGGAACUCCCCGAGUCUGUGACCAAGCUCAUCGACUACCGCACAGACCCAUGCGACGACUUUUACCAAUAUGCGUGUGGCGCGUGGUACAAGGAUGCUGUGAUACCCCCGGACGAACACGAAAUCGAUACAUCGUACAACAAGAUACACAUCCAAAACCAAGCCUUAUUGAAGAAGAUUUACUCUGACAACAAGCCCAAGCUUGGUGAGUUUUACAACUCUUGUUUGGACACGGCUACGCUAUCGUCGCUCGGCCUGACUCCGCUGCAGGACUCGUUCAAAGCCAUUCGGUCGGCCAACACCACGUUGGACCUCCUCAUCGUGGCUGGUGAAUUGGCCAAGAAUGGCAUUCCUGCCUUCGUGGACAUCAAUUCCAAACCUGACGACAACGACUCGACCAAGAACGCCCUCUUCGGUUUCCGAGCCCCCCUGUCGCUGGAUCGCGAGUACUACACCGUCCCUUUCGAGUGGGGGUUCGUCGAAGCCGACUACAAGGUGUACAUUGCGACGGUGUUGCAGCUAGCUGGCUACUCUCCUGAGCAAGCGGAGGCUGCCGUGCCGGUGAUCAUCCGUUUCGAGCAAACUCUGGCUGGUGUCGCACUAAGCGAGCUAGAGGAGAUGGAGGCCAUUGUGUCCCCGUAUACGGCGUUGACGUACUACCAACUGGACCAGAAGUACCCGCUGCUUGUCGGAUCGUGGCUUAAGGCCAAUGGCUUCAACGUCCGCGAUCAGUGCGGUGGGUCGAACGACUGGGUGGGGUUUUACGACUUGACCUACUUUGACAAGACCGAAAAAUUGUUGAUGAACACGACGCUGGACAACCUCCGCACCAUCGUGGAGUACAAGCUAAUUCACGCCUCGUCAAAGCACUUGACCCCUGAAUUCCACACGGCCAACUGGAACUUGUUCGGCAAGAAGAUCGAUGGCGAAAGUGAGGAACCUUCUCGACCAAAAUUCUGCAGGGCUGAGUCACGCUCCACCGUGGGGGAUCUCUUUGGCCAGUACUUCUUAGACGAGGUGUGGUCGGCUGAUACAGCCAAGACGGCCGACGACCUGGUCAAGGCCUUAAAGUCGUCUUUCUCGACUGGCAUUGCCACCACUGACUGGUUGGACAACUCGACCCGCGCCAACGCGCAAACGAAGCUGUCCAAGCUUGUACACUUGUUGGGUGGCCCGGAAAAGCCGCAGCUAUACCCCACGCUGACGUUUGACUCGAAGUCGUAUUUGAACAACCGGUGGAAGGUGUCUCAAGUGAACAUCGACACCAACUUAAAGCUGAACGGCCACCCUGUGGAAAGGGUUAUUUUCGGCUCGCCCACCCCGGAUGUGAACGCGUACUACAGCCCCCACUAUAACCAAAUUACAUUCCCGGCCGGUAUUUUGCAAAAACCAUUCUUUGACGGCCAUUUUGACGCUGCCCAGAACUUUGGUGCCAUCGGGGCGACAAUUGGACACGAAAUUACCCACGGGUUCGACAACAUCGGCCGCGAUUUCGAUGGCGACGGAAACUUAAACCCGUGGUGGUCGAACGCCACCAACGAUGCGUUCGAGACAAAAGCACAGUGCAUUAGAGACCAGUACGCCAACUUUGUCGUCUGGAGCGACGAAACUGGCGCUGUAUUGGGCAACAUCAACGCCGAUAUCACUUUGAGUGAAACCAUUGCAGACAAUGGGGGGCUGAAGACCAGUUUCCGCGCGUACCACGAGUACUUGAAGGAGUUCCCGUCGCAGUACACGGAAGAAGCAGGCGACAAGUUGUUCUACUUGUCGUACGCCCAAGCCCAAUGCUCCAAGAACACGGAUGUCCGCCUUCUCAGGUCUUUGAGGAAGAUCCAUCCGCCCGGUCGGUACCGCGUGACAGGGGCGUUGCAAAACAACGCUGAGUUUGCCCGUGUGUUCCAGUGCCUCCCCGACUCGUACUUGAACCCGUCCAAGAAGUGCUUAUUGUGGGAAUAG
This is a messenger RNA of Aphanomyces astaci, 2016 nucleotides long. RefSeq lists its product as hypothetical. NCBI's taxonomy places the organism in Eukaryota, Oomycota, Saprolegniomycetes, Saprolegniales, Verrucalvaceae. Bases 1 to 2016 code for a protein of 671 amino acids. Gene Ontology annotation, cellular component: plasma membrane. Gene Ontology annotation, biological process: protein processing. The transcript has a single exon. Gene Ontology annotation, molecular function: metalloendopeptidase activity. The record is from RefSeq and is a predicted model, not a curated record.